Messenger RNA from Owenia fusiformis, 961 nucleotides. The record is from the annotation of a GenBank genome assembly. Lineage: Eukaryota; Metazoa; Annelida; Polychaeta; Sabellida; Oweniidae.
CCGGAAGUGUUGCAUCUUGGGAUAAAACAUUUUCACGUGGUUUACAGCUUACAAACAAAAUGGGUCCACCAGGAUUUUCUCCAAGAGGCGGUGGCCGAGGUGGGUUUAGAGGAGGUAGAGGAGGAGGCGGCGGCGGCAGAGGCGGGGGAAGAGGUGGUUUUGGAGGAGGCAGAGGAGGUUUCUCCCCAGGAGGCCGAGGGGGUGGCCGUGGAGGUGCUCGUGGUCGAGGUGGCGGCCGUGGAGGAGGCCGUGGUGGUAUGAGAGGUGGCAGGAAAGUUGUAGUAGAACCACAUAGACAUAAUGGUGUAUUUGUUGUCCGUGGCAAAGAAGAUGCUAUUGCUACACUAAACUUGGUGCCUGGAGAGACUGUAUAUGGGGAGAAGAAAAUUGUUGUUGAGGAAGGAGAGAAGAAAAUUGAGUACCGCGCUUGGAAUCCAUUCAGGUCUAAACUUUGUGCAGCUAUCAUUAGUGGUGUAGAUGGAAUUCAUAUGGGCCCUGGUAAGAAGGUGCUUUACCUUGGUGCUGCCUCUGGAACUACAGUCUCCCAUGUAGCAGAUAUUGUUGGCCCAGAGGGUUGUGUAUAUGCAGUAGAAUUCUCACAUAGGAGUGGACGAGAUCUGAUCAAUGUCGCCAAGAAACGAACCAAUAUCAUUCCCAUCAUUGAAGAUGCCAGACAUCCACAUAAGUACAGAAUGUUAGUUGGUAUGGUUGACUGUAUAUUUGCUGAUGUAGCCCAACCAGAUCAAGCCCGUAUUGUAGCCAUAAAUGCACACAACUUCCUUAAAAAUGAAGGCCACAUAGUCAUAUCUAUAAAGGCAAAUUGUAUUGACUCAACAGCAGAGGCUGCAGUAGUGUUUGCAGGGGAGGUAGAUAAACUGAGACAAGAGAAAAUAAAACCAAUGGAACAGAUCACCUUAGAACCUUAUGAGAGAGACCACGCAAUAGUCGUGGGACAAUACAG